This is a messenger RNA of Symbiodinium natans, 1794 nucleotides long. NCBI's taxonomy places the organism in Eukaryota, Dinophyceae, Suessiales, Symbiodiniaceae. The record is from the annotation of a GenBank genome assembly.
AUGUUUUCGGCGAGCGGUGGGCUGUUUGUGUCCACGAUGGAUUCCUGGGAUGGAAUUCAGAUGUCUCAGUCUAUGGCCGAGCAGGUAAUGGUUUGUGCCUAUGGCCUUACAGCAUUGCACAGCUGGACCCAGCGCACCUUGAAAAUGACCAGUGGCUUUGUUGGCGAGUGUCAGUUCUAUGGCCACUUACUAUCGAAGUUCAUGUUCGGAGUGGAAGCAGGCAACGAGGCUGCGGAGAAACGGGUUCAUCAGCGUCGGCGCACCUCUCUGCAACAGAUUGCCAGCUUGUGGUCCUUGAUACUGGAUUGCUUCAUGCUCAUCCUCUUCAUUGUUCAAGCGACGGGAGUGGCUCCACCCAUGGUGCACAGCCUUGCGUUCUACAUCACAGUCUCAAUUGGAUCCACCGUGAUGAGGAGGAUGGGAGAUCCCAAAGUGGACCUGACACCUGAGCGGUUGAACCGAGACAUGACCAUCAUGAGCGUCUUGAUCUUCGGAGCAACCCUCGGGAUGCCCCGUGAGCUCAUGCCUGCUUGCUACAUGGCCCGAACCCUGGCCUUGACCUUCACCAACAGCCAGUUUAGCAACAAGGUGAACGUCGUGCUCGCACCACUUUAUGUCGUGUCGCAUUGGCUCAAUCUCGAGCCGGGUGCACCAACAGAGAAGCUUUUGUUCUCCAUGGUCGGCGAGGUGGUGGCUGUCUCACUCAUGAUUUUAGUCGUCACUAACCUCGACACCAAGGAGCAUAACGCGGCGAUGGCCACGAUGGAGUUGGAAGCAAAGGUGGCGGAGGUUGCAGAGGCAGAGCGUACAGGAGGAGCAGCCCAACGUUUGCUUUCAGUGACCUGUGACGCAUCCGUGCGUCUAACACAUGACCUGAACAUUCAAACCCCUUCCCGGGGACUUUUGGAUCUCCUGAUGUGCCACUUUGGCUCCAACUGCGCGACACAACUGGAUGGUACGCCGUUCCUCCGCUACGUGGCAACAGGAGAUCAUGAGCGAUUCACGAAGUUCAUUGCUGAGAAUUCUCAGGCCAACGCUCCCGCGAGGUCCCUGCAUGUCGACAUGAAGGACUCCAGCGGUGUCACUUUCAAGGCCGAACUUUUUCAUGUCACGGUGCCUAGCCUGGUGGGAAAUGUUGGGCACGAACACUUGAUUGGCAUCACCAAUGACUGCGCUGAUGAUCGACUGGGACGCAUGGAGAAUGUCCAUGUGAGACCAUCAUCUCGCGAGGGCGUGCCCAUGGACACUCUAAUCCCCUUCACCAAGGCUGAUCCGAGAUUUUGUGGACAUGGCGCACUUUCCAACUCCUUCGCGCCUUCCCAAAGCGGCCUUUCAAGAAGCAGCCAGUCCAGCAGUAACAGCAGCAGAAGCACCCGCAGAGCCGACUUGAUGAAGCUCUCCACCGUCACUGAGAUCAACCUGGUCAUCGAUCUUGAGACAGUGGACGAGGACUUCCUGAUUCGCUCGGCGACCAUCACCUUCGCCAAGCCAGGAGCUUGCAACGCGGACUCGCUCCCUAACUUGGUGGAGUGGCUGAAGCCGCGCUACCGGCAGCAAGUCCACAACUGGAUUCAAGAGCACGCCAACGCCCAGUAUGCGGGCCGCGAGUACAAGGAAGAGCUCCGGGGGGUGAAGCUGAGCUCGCCUUUCCCAAAUACUUCCGCCAUCUUGGCGGGCGAGAUCAAGUGCAAUGGCAUCAUUGACGAUGAGGAGGACACAGCUUCGGAGGAUGGUUCGUCGGACGAUGUGGGUAUGCUCAUGGAACUGGUGAUCCGCCAGCUCUUUGUUCACUGA